Molecule: messenger RNA, 1070 nt
Organism: Vigna umbellata (rice bean)
Lineage: Eukaryota; Viridiplantae; Streptophyta; Magnoliopsida; Fabales; Fabaceae
Product: AMMECR1 family
Source: RefSeq, a predicted model, not a curated record
UUUAUUUAAAGUGCUGGUUGCUUGCAAGCAAGAAGCUGGGAGAGAGAAAAAGGAAAACCUUCUUUCCUUCUCUCUGUUAAGUUUAUUUCAUCCAAACCUAAAAUCCCCGACAACCACCGAUUACUGAUUUCAAUUACAUAAUAACGAAUCAAGAAGAUCCUUUUCGGAGAAAUACACAAAAAUGGUGUCGGCGAACCAGGAAAUGGUUGUUUACUGCUUUGACACCCUCGUCGCUCACUACAACAACCAGGAACCUCCUCCUCCGGCCUUCGAUCAGGCUCAGCACCCAUUGUUUGUUACAUAGAAGAAAGUGGUGAAUGGAGGAGAUCCUCGACUUCGAGGAUGCAUUGGAACUCUGGAAGCACGCAGCUUGAUCAGUGGGCUCAAGGAUUAUGCACUGACAAGUGCCCUCAGGGACAGAAGGUUUCCACCCAUACAGGCUAAUGAGCUUCCGUUUUUGGAGUGUACAGUGUCUAUUCUUACUGACUAUGAAACUGCUAACAAUUAUCUAGAUUGGGAGAUAGAAAAGCAUGGUAUAAUUAUUGAAUUUUCUGAUCCUGUGUAUAGCACAAGGCGUAGUGCUACAUACCUGCCUGAAGUGGCUGCCAAUGAAGGUUGGACAAAAAUAGAGGCCAUUGAUUCUUUGAUACGUAAAUCAGGAUACAAUGGUCCUAUAACCGAUGAACUUAGGAUGCAAUUACAGCUAACCAGAUACCAAAGCACCUUAUUUACCAUGCACUAUAGUGAAUACGUCUCCUAUGUGAAGGAGAGAAGAGGUGAAGCUCCUAUUCUUGCAGCUAAAUCACCUCACUACUAAAUUCUCCAGCCAAACUUUCUAAAGGCUGCAUAUAAUAUAUUUGCUGAAAAAAUAAUUCUAUUUAUCAAUAGAGUUAAAAAAAUAAAAAAGAGAAAGAACCCCACUUGCAAAGGGUUGGAACCAAUGUUUGUCUAACCCUAACUACUGAAGUGUUGAUGCAACUUUUCUAUACUCUUCAAAUUUGUGUGCUUUUAACUCAUUUCAUGUGACUUAAUUCAGCAUUUUAUGAAAGUUGUGUACGGUUGAACUGUUU